This is a messenger RNA of Arctia plantaginis, 1296 nucleotides long. NCBI's taxonomy places the organism in Eukaryota, Metazoa, Arthropoda, Insecta, Lepidoptera, Erebidae. The record is from the annotation of a GenBank genome assembly.
AUGGAAAUGGGCACUAGUGACCAGGUCCUGGUAGCCACUAAACGCAAGAAGACAUUAACAUACGCCAUAGGCAUCGCCGCAAUGUUGGCAAUCAUAGCAGUGAUAGUAACUCUUGUAGUAGUUCUUACUGGAGGAGACAGUGCUGCUGUCGAUCCUAUUAUAACGACAGAAGGGCCUACAUCGCCUGACAUACCGACAAGCGAAGCACAAACAACAUCACCUAUCGCUGUAGAAACUACCACCGAGGCUGUACUGUCUCCAAUAGAUUUGGAAGAAAUUAUUGAAGGAGCUUUUGCAACACCGUCGUUCAAUGCUACAUGGGCUUCAGGAAACGAGGCGAUAUUCAGGAAUGCGUUCGGUGACUUAAUACUCUUUAAUGUCGACACAUCGGCAACACAGACACUAGUGCAAAACUCGUCACAGAUUUUGCAAAGGUCUUCAAGAGUAGCAGCAUUGUCGCCGGAUCGUACAGUAGUGGUAUUAGCACAUGAUGUCGUGCCGGUGUACCGGUACAGUUUCCUAGCCCGUUACAGUCUAAUCGAUGUUGAGGAUGGUAACCAAACUGACAUUCUUCCAACAAAUGUUGAUUACGAACAAGGUUUCCUCCAGAACUUCGUGUGGGGACCAAGUGGGACUGCGCUGGCUUUCGUUUAUCUAAACAAUAUUUACUACCAGGGCAGUAUGAAUGAAGAACCCAGGCAGAUCACUACUUCCGGAGUAUUGCACGUUAUCUACAAUGGAAUCCCUGAUUGGGUUUAUGAAGAGGAAGUGUUUGGCUCAAACAACGCUAUCUGGUUUUCCAACGACGGCAAUAAGCUUGCGUAUGCCACUUUCAACGACACCGAUGUUCGCAUCAUGAAAGUACCACAUUACGGUGUACCUGGAUCUCUUAACUACCAAUACACUCAACAUCAUGACAUUCGUUACCCCAAGACUGGGACAACCAAUCCUACGGUAUCAGUGACGUUGUUUAAUCUCUUAACAAAUGAAAACAACGUCUACGAAGCUCCCACCGACUUGAAUGAGCCAAUCCUAAAGAGUGUUCGUUUCGUGAAUAAUGAUAACAUCGCGGUGAUGUGGACCGACCGAGUACAAACCAGACUAAGCGUGGUCAUAUGCACUAGUGGAGUACCAACUUGCUCACAGAUUUACACUUAUAGUGAAACCAACGGCUGGAUUGAUAAUGUUCCUCUUAUAUUCAACGAAGCUGGCAAUUCCUUCAUCACCAUUUUGCCACAGGUAAGAAUCCAGACACAAAUAAAAGUUUACAGAAUAGUGGUAGCAGCCUCAGAAUAA